Strongylocentrotus purpuratus (purple sea urchin) is the source of this 2288-nucleotide messenger RNA. RefSeq names its product pirin (gene pir). Gene Ontology annotation, cellular component: nucleus. The record is from RefSeq and is a predicted model, not a curated record. Bases 69 to 1097 code for a protein of 342 amino acids. Gene Ontology annotation, molecular function: quercetin 2,3-dioxygenase activity. Gene Ontology annotation, biological process: monocyte differentiation. Lineage: Eukaryota; Metazoa; Echinodermata; Echinoidea; Camarodonta; Strongylocentrotidae. The transcript is spliced from 9 exons.
AUCAUGUUCGGAAUGACUCAGCGAUAUUCAACAAGACAAAGCAACCCACAUCAGUGUGAGAUCCUGCAAUGCGAUAUUUUCUACUACGUCUUCUGGUAAUAUCCGUUGCAGCAGUGUACUGUACAGAAAACAAGGACAAGGCUUCAAUCAUCCCACUCACCACUUCAACUACCCAAUUCCACUUUGCAUCAGGAAACAUCACUGCCAACAAGAUGGCUGAUGAAGGGGUACCAAGGAAUGUGAUCAAGUCCGUCUUAAGUGUUGAGCAGUCAGAGGGCGUAGGGGCCAGAGUCAGACGUAGCAUUGGCAGGCAAGAGCUGCGUAACCUGGACCCUUUCCUGUUGCUUGAUGAAUUCCGAGUUGCAGCUCCUGCUGGCUUUCCCGAUCAUCCACAUCGAGGCUUUGAAACAGUGACGUACUUGUUAUCAGGGUCAGGAACACAUGAGGACUUCGCAGGUCACAAAGGAGUCAUGUAUCCCGGAGAUCUUCAGUGGAUGACCGCUGGCCGAGGAAUUGUCCACUCUGAGAUGCCCAAUGGGAAGGAUACGUCCCAUGGUCUUCAGCUGUGGGUCAAUCUGGCCAAAGAAUUCAAGAUGGUGGAACCAGAAUACCAAGAACUCCAAGCAAAGAAUAUUCCUCUCGGAAAGAAGGAUGGUGUCUCGGUGAAAGUCAUUGCUGGGGAGGCGCUAGGAAAAAAGGCCGAGGUACGAACUAGGACUCCCACUGCCUACCUUGAUUUCACAUUUGAAAGUGGAGCCAAGCUGAGACAGCCCGUCAUUAAAGGAAACACAGCCUUUGUAUACAUCUUAUCGGGAAAGGCUCAGUUUGGAACUGGAGAAGACAAGAAAGAAGGGGAGCCACAUAACACUCUCGUUCUGUCCGAUGGAGACUUCCUGGAGGUGGAGAAUACUGGAAGUGAACCGUGCCAUUUUGUGCUGAUCUCUGGGACCCCCAUCAAUGAGCCUGUUGUCCAGUAUGGCCCUUUUGUGAUGAAUACUGAGGAUGAAAUACAGCAGGCCAUCUCAGACUACCGCACAGCUAGGAACGGAUUUGAGAAAGCCAGAACAUGGAAUUCUGAAACGGGCAAGGCCAAAUGAUGAUUGCAUUAUCUUUCAAUAGCUUUAAAAGGAUCCAAAAGGCUUUUAAAUCAAUAAUUUCAAAAAGAAUAGUUAUCUGUUUGGUCAAAGACUUGUAGAGAAGCACAGAAAACACAUUUUAACAAAUUCUGUGAAUUUGAAUGAGAUUAUGGAGUAACUCUAUAACCCAUAGAAUAUGGUUUUAUUUUGGUUUAACUUUCAUUUUUAUUUGAAUGUAACCCUGAGAUAUAUCAGGCAUCAUUGUGAAGAAGCUUAUGUAGUGAGAAAUUAAAAGAUAACUGUAGUGAGCUUGUAAUGAAUGUCGUAGAACGCUGACAAAUGAAAAUGAUACAAAACAGGAAUAAUCUGCAUAAAUUCUAAACGUUGGACAAAAAUUGUGUCCACAAGUUUUAUUGAUUCGUGAUUCAGUACUAGCAAAAUUUAACAUUGUACUUGUUGUGGUUAAAUACCGUAUAACUAUAAAUGACGAUUAUGUAUUUGAAAAAGGUGAUUUUGUUUUGGAAUGUUGGUUGAAGGUGGAGAGCCUAUGAAUUGUGUGUGAAGAAUUUUCUUUUGUGAUCAAUUAGUGUUUAGUAGAGAAGUGGCAAAUUUAGAGUUUUCUUUUUUUGUUGGUUACUAAAUUAUAUAAUUAUGUAAGAUUUAUAACUGUCGCAUGUCAUAAAAAGUUGCAAUAUAUCUGAAAUAACCUUUUGAAGGAAUAUAUAAGUUUGUAGUUUCUAUUUUGUAAUGUUUCUCUUUUUAAACCCAUGUAUGCUAUUAUCAUAUGAAAUAUUGGUUUCUAAUUUUGUUUCAGAGAAAUUGGGAGAAAAAUCAAAAACAUGUACAAAUAUUUAAACAUUUUUUUUAAACCAUGGAGGUUAUUCAAAUAUUUCAAGUAUUUUGCCUACAAUCCCUUUUUAAGAUGUAUUACUGUAGACUUUAAUUAGUUCAAACUAUCAAAAAUACUAAUUGAAAAGCAAGUUCAUUUUUGUCCCAAUCUCCUUCAUCAUUAAGAUCAUGAAAGUCAUUGCAAUGCAUUGUAUAGGUUAUUUAUUUGUAUUUUUUUGUUCUUCAAUAUUAUAGACAGAAGCAACAAAGUAAGGGGGCAGUUUGAUAAGGAUGGGGUUGGUCAAGAAAGUUGGUUAAAGGGCAAGUCCACUCCAAAAAUAACUUACUUUCAAUAGAAGCAGAAAAAUCAGACAAACCAAUCAA